Folsomia candida is the source of this 1699-nucleotide messenger RNA. RefSeq names its product retinaldehyde-binding protein 1. The transcript is spliced from 6 exons. The record is from RefSeq and is a predicted model, not a curated record. Gene Ontology annotation, cellular component: membrane. The coding region runs from base 564 to 1367 and encodes 267 amino acids. Lineage: Eukaryota; Metazoa; Arthropoda; Collembola; Entomobryomorpha; Isotomidae. Gene Ontology annotation, molecular function: phosphatidylinositol bisphosphate binding.
GUGUCUGUAGAUUAGAGUUUAGCCUAAUAUAUGUACGCGUAUAGUUCCAGGUUACUGGAAUUGUGCUAUUACUUCAUAUUUGUGAUAAUGUACAUACACACGCAUAGGAUAUAAAGGUGAUAGUGCAUGCACAUUUAUUAUUAUAUCAUGAGAAAUAAAAUUUAUAUUGGAUGGAGCUGUCCAAGCAUUUAGUUGCGUUUGUAUUAACGAAUACAGAGUUCGAAGUGAGCUAAAACUUUUUGUACUGUACAGCAGUUUUGGUUGAUCUCGAUAGCAAGCAGUGCGAAGGUCGUCCACUUAUCGCAUAAAACAAGUCCAAUUUCGCUAUUGAAAAAAGCUGAAGCCUAAAAUUAUGUGGAAAUACACAGACGGGCACUUUUUUUGCUAUAUAAAUGUCCCUACUUAUAUAAUAUUGUCAUUUUUUAUGCCAAGUCUAUGAACUUGGCGAAUGCAUAGCGUUAGUUCAAAGUAAAUCUCAUCAAAUCUGUUCACCUUCGACAAAUAAUUCAUCGGCUGAUUUUCCUCAUCAAGCAAUUGCAAUCAGUACUUCCUUUAAGGUGAACAUGGAUUCAAAACUGGUUGGUUCGGCGAAGGAGGAAAAAUGUUUGGAAGAAUUGAAAGAAAUUGUAAAAAAAAAUUCUGAAGAAUUUGAGAAUUUUGAGUGGCUUUUGGAUGACAAAUUCCUACUUCACUUUGUUCGAGGAAAAAAGUACAAAAUAGCAAAGGCAUCUAUUGCACUAAAAAAUUACAUUCGCAUCAGAAAACAUCAGUACAAACCAUUGUUCUUACAAUUGGAUAAUUUUGAAGAGUCAACAAUAGGAAUUCGGAAUGGGGCUGUCAGUGUUUUACGGCACAGGGAUGCCUUCGAGCGAACAAUCGUUGUCAUCAACUUUACUUUCUGGCCUGACGACAUGACCGUCGAUCAGUUCACUCAAGCCCUCGUUCUGGUGACGGAAGAGUGUUGGAACUGUCAAAAGGUUGAGACCCAGGGCGUUCAACUGAUUGUGGAUUUGUGCAGUUUCGGGUGGAACCACCUCAAAAUGUUUACUCCGUCCGUCGUCUACAAGUGUGUCAACAUUUUUUGGAACAACAUGCCAAUUCGAUAUAAAAAUAUUCAUCUUCUGAACCCUGGGAGUAUUUUUGAAAUCUUGCUGAAAGGCAUUAAACCGUUUCUACCCUCCACACUACGUGAGAGGCUCUUGCCACAUUCCACUGAUUGUUCCGAACUGUACAAAGUGAUUCCACAGGAAAAUCUGCCGAUAUCCUUGGGUGGUGAUUUAGAUGACGAGGAUGCAUACGAUACUGAGCUAGUUAAAAGAAUCUAUGCAAAAACGGAAUACUAUCAGCGAUUUGUGCAAAGUUUGUAACCAAAUUUUAUAUUAGUUGCUCCAUCGCAGAUACAUAGUUAAGUACGCAGUAAAUCUAGUUUUAUGUAGGAGAAAUGUAAUGAUAAAUGUGUAAUUAAACAAUAAUAAGUCCGCCGGAUAUUGUGAUGUUACUAUUAAUUUGACAACUUACUAAAUCUAUGUGUUCUACAGAUAUAAAUGGGUCUAUAAAUAUGUUAUAAAUGUUGCUAAAAAUUGUUAAAACACUACAAUAGCUACAAUGAAAAAGUAACGUGUCAUUAGUGUAAAUUGUAAUAAAUCAUAAUGUUUUGCAGAUGUUUUAUGAUCGGUAUAACACCGAUCAUGCAUACAUA